GGAAAAAGUUGAGGGUAAGCUAGUAAGUGGUAGUAGUUACUAAAGGCGUUCACUAAUUAGUUGGUACACUUUCAGGUGAAUCAAAACAUCAGCGCGAUUGGUUCAGACUGUGUCAGUUAAGUUUUCUUUUAAGUAUAUCGGUUACCUUCAUGACAUUCCUCAACUCGGAGCUCACCUCGUCGAUGGCAAUUAAAAAGAACGAAGAUUUCAUCAAUGACUAUUCAGAUAUACUACGCUUCAGAAAGAUGCAGAUCUAUGCUGAAGCAGACUCCACUCUAUCAGCGCUUUUCACGAAAGCAAGUACCGACCUUCUGAGACGGCUGUCGACCCGUUUAGUUCCUGUGAGAGGUACUUUUCGAUAUGGACCGGAACUAUUCUCACUUAUAAAAAAGGUCUCGGAGAAACAAGGGGUUCUCGUCGGUAGCGAACAUAUGGGUAUCUCCUUCAUGCUACAGAGCUUAAAGGUCUUCGGUUACUGCCCCAAAACGAUGGUGACCACAAAGGGGUUUGGACUUCUCAGCGGAGACAUUUUCUUGUCACGCAGUUUGCCUUCGGAACUGACAAGAAACAUAAAUAAGGGAAUACAUAUUUGCCGAGAAUCGAACCUAUAUCGACAGAAAUUACUCUGGACAGUACAUAACUAUUACAAAUGUAUGGCUUUCACGUUCAGCAACAAAGAUGAACCCAAGCCAUUAUCUUCGGAUGACAUACUUGGCAGUUUGGUAUUGCUUGCGAUCGGACUUGGAGUGUCUCUGGUAGCGCUUACGGUCGAGGGUAUAUCUCGUACAAUCAUCUAUCGAAAACGUUCUACAACUACACGUUGUCUAACCCAAGAAGUGGUACAAUGAAAUUUCACGUAUUUCAUAAAAGUAUAGACAUUUUUUUCAAUUUAACUGAAUUAAUAACAUCAUGAGUUUCUUACCCCUUUCGAUCUGAAUCACUUAGACAUAAUACCAUUAAAUAAAUCUUUAUUAAAUAAAAGAAAAAUCGAUACAAUAUUGAAUGAGCAACCAUGCGAAAGCAUUGUAU
Molecule: messenger RNA, 1029 nt
Organism: Varroa destructor (honeybee mite)
Lineage: Eukaryota; Metazoa; Arthropoda; Arachnida; Mesostigmata; Varroidae
Product: putative glutamate receptor
Source: RefSeq, a predicted model, not a curated record